Siniperca chuatsi (mandarin fish) is the source of this 10450-nucleotide messenger RNA. RefSeq names its product kinesin family member 26Aa (gene kif26aa). NCBI's taxonomy places the organism in Eukaryota, Metazoa, Chordata, Actinopteri, Centrarchiformes, Sinipercidae. The transcript has 13 exons. The record is from RefSeq and is a predicted model, not a curated record. Gene Ontology annotation, molecular function: ATP binding; microtubule binding; microtubule motor activity. Gene Ontology annotation, biological process: microtubule-based movement. The coding region runs from base 2615 to 7657 and encodes 1680 amino acids.
GAGGGAGGGGAGGAAGGUUGGAGCAUCGCCAGUGUUUCCCGGCAACAACAUCAGCAAGAGGCAGGAAUCCACCCGCUCUCCAUUCAUUCGUUUAUUUCCACCUCUUGUUUCUAAUCCUUUAUUCCUCCUCUGCUGCUGCUUCCCUUCAUCCCCCUCUCUCUCUCUCUCUCCCCCCGUAGUUAGAGGAGGAGGAGGAGGAGGAGGAGGAGGAGGAGGAAGGAGGAGGAGGAGGAAGGAGGGAGGGGUGGAGAGGAAAAGCAUUGCGAUACUGCAGGAACAGACUGAGGAGCUACAGGAGAGAAGAGAGAGGGAGAGGAAACAGAGAGGUGGAAGAAGAAGGAGAAAAGGAAAAUCAGAAAGAAAAAGAGAGGUAAAAUAAAAGAAAUGGACAAAAGGAGGUAGAUUUAAAGGAAAAAGGGGCAAAAAUGAGGUAAAGUGAGAGGGAAAGGAAAGGAGAGGGGGUAUAGAUAAAGGUAAAGAAAGAGACGGAAGGAGCAAGAGGAAAAGAAAGAUAAAAGAAAGGUGAGGAUAAAGAGAAGUAGGCGAAAGAGGAAAAAGGUCAAAUGACAGAAAAACAGCAGGGAGAAAUAACAAGUGGGAAAACAGGACUGAGAGGAUGAAAAGAUGUAGCAGAGAGAGAAGAAGAGGAGGAGAACGAGGGAUAACGGCAGAAAGUAGAGGUGAACAGAAGAGGUCUAAAUUUUAGGUUCAGAGGCAGAGAUUUGGUGCAACGUUUGACUCAAGGAUGCAGUCGGAUGGAGGGAUGCAAAAUGGAUAAAGCUGUUGUAUUUUUUUUUCUGGGUUGAGAAACUGAACUAAAUCUCCACAAAUCUCUGCAGGACUUUCACACUUUGCUCCGUUUUAUAUGGAUCAUGUUUCAACGCGAACUCCACUCGUUUUUCCCUGAAAACUUCCAGCCGCUCUGACCGACUCCGAUCCACCAGACUUCAUGUCCGAGAUGAAACACGAGGACACAGAUGGACAGACGGAUGGAAAGUUUACUGAUGUGUGAAGAUUAAAGUGAGACGGCGGUCAUUUUGAUUGACUAACGGACUGAAAACUGUUGGAAUAUUACAAACAAAUUCCCUGAGCAGUAUGGUGGGAAGGACUCUAAUUACUUUACAGAGGAUUACAGAAGUUACUGGUGGGCAGACGACGAGUUUACUGAUAUUUUAAGAAUACAUUCGGACUGGGAAACUUUGAAAAAGUCCCAUAUUCCUUUACAUGUCAGGCAAGAAUUAGUCUGAAAAGAGGUUUCAGCUGGACAAACCAUUCGUUUACUAAUGCACAAAAGUUGAAGGGACACGUGUAGUUUUAAUUGAUGAACCAAUAAAAAUUUUUGGAAAACUCCCAAAUCCCUUUAGGAAUUUGGUGAGAAUGACUCUAAUCACGAGACAUCACUUUACUAAGUGGUACAGAACUGAUCGAGUUUACUGAUCUCUCGAAGAUAAAUUGAUACCGUUGGGCGAUUGUUGGCAGACGUACAAUUGUACAAUUUGAUUGUCGAACCAAGGAACAUCUUGGGAAACUCCCAUAUGCCCGUAGGACUUUGGUAGGGAAUUACUUUAAUCGGACAUCAUUUUACAGAUGAUAAUAAAAGAUAAUACAGAAAGAUGGACAGCCAUUUUACAAAUCAUUUUAAGAAUACAUUUGGAUUGUUGGACUUAUGUUUGAUUGACGAACUGAGCAAAGUCUUGGAAAACUCCCAAAUUCUCUCAGGUCUUUGGUGAGAAUGAAGCUGAAAAGAGGAAACAGCAGGAUAAACAAAUUGUUCCCUGAUAAGUAAAAAAUAGUUAAGUGAUACGACUAGUUUUGAUUGACGAACCAAGAUAAAUCUUGGAAUACUUACAGAUGAUAAGCGAAGUUAUUGAUCAGUUUACUGAUAUUGUAAGAGUAAAUUGAUACCGUUGGACGUUUAGCAGAGGUACGAGUACGACUUAAACCUGUUGGUCCCUCAGGAGUUUGGUCAGAAUGACUCUAAUCAUUUAAACUUGGACGUUUGUUGGCAGAGGCAGAAGUAGAUUUGAUUGACGCACCAAGAAAAACCUUAGAAAACUUCCAAAGUUCCUGAGGAUUUUGGGAGAAUGCUUCUGAAAACAGGAUACUUCUGGAUAAACAAAUCAUUUACUGAGAAGUAAAACUUUAAGUCAUAAGACUGACAAUGGUAAAAUAAGUUAUUUGGACUAAAAGAAAUAUGGAUCACUAUUAAAAUCCCUUCUGGAACAACUAAUUCUCCUUCGGAUGUUGAUGGAUUCUGACAGGAUACCUUUGGAUACUUGUUGCUAGAACACAUUGUUUUGGAUUUUGGAUCGAACAUCUGGUCUAAACCUGUUUGAAAACUCUUCUUGAACCUAUCACAUAAUCUCUGACUCACUUUGACCUGGAAACUUUAAUUUUUCCGAAUCACUUCUGGCUCCACGUGCUGAUUUUCUCGCUGCAAUGAUUCAAUAUCGCAGUCGCUGCUCAGCCUUGACGACAUUUAUCAGAUUUCCCUCCUUUAGAGUUGUGACUUUCCCUUCUUGUUGGAAUAAAUCUGGUUCUUUACGAUGGUGAAUGAGGACGAGAACAAGUUUGGACCUGGUUCCUCUUCAAGGCGAAGAACGUUGAGCAGAUAAUGGAUUGGAAGGAACUGGCGGCUCAGAAGCUCAGUCUGUCCCGCAGGAAGAAGUCCCAGCCCGGCCCCGCCUCCUCAGGGCCUGGUGAGGCCCCGGGGCCCCUGCUGUACAUCGGGGGCUUCAGCGGGGCCCUGCAGCUCUCCCCGCCCGCUAUCCCACCAUGCCUCCUCCGGGCCGGGUCAAAGGUUAAGGACACCCCGGGGAUGGGGAAGGUCAGAGUGAUGGUCCGGAUCUGUUCGGUCCACAGCAGCGAGUCCUCAGAGUCCAUGUCCCUCCUCAAAGUGGACGGCAGAAAGAAGCAGCUGACUCUCUGCGAGACGUCAGCCGGCGGACGAUCCUCCGCCUCCGCACCAAAGACCUUCAUGUUCGACGCCGUCUUCUCCCAGGAUGCUUCACAGGCUGAGGUGUGUUCGGGGACGGUGGCUGAGGUCAUCCAGUCGGUGGUGAACGGAGCGGACGGCUGCAUCUUCUGCUUUGGACACGCUAACCUGGGUAAGACGUACACCAUGAUUGGUCGGGACUGCUCCACCCAGAGUCUGGGCGUGGCUCCGACAGCCAUCUCCUGGCUCUUUAAAGUGAUCGAGGAGCGGAGGGAGAAGUCUGGAGCUCGUUUCUCUGUCAGAGUGUCGGCUGUGGAGAUCUCCGGUCGGGAGGAGACGCUCACCGACCUCCUGGCUGAACUCUCCUCCUCCUCGGCAGGGGGCCACCAGGAGGCCCCGAGCCCCGCAGUGUCACUGCGAGAAGACCCCCUCUGUGGAUCCCAGCUGCAGAACCAGACGGAGCUGCGGGCGACCAAUGCCGAGCGAGCAGCGUUUUUCCUGGACGCCGCCCUGGCAGCAAGGAGGAGCAGCCGGGCGCCGAGCGACCAGGAGGUCCGGAGGAACUCGCACUUCCUGUUCACCCUGCACCUCUAUCAGGAGAGGCUGGACAAGAGCAACAAGGCAGCAGUGUCUGGUCGGAGUCGUCUCCACCUCCUGGAUUUGGGAAGCUGUGAGACGGACAUCAGCAGGACCAGAGAGGGAGGUGGAGGUCAGUGUCUGUCUCUGUCUGCGCUGGGAAACGUCAUCCUCGCCCUCGCCAACGGGGCCAAGCACGUUCCCUACAGAGACAGCAAGCUCACCAUGCUGCUUAGUGAAUCCCUGGGAAACAUCAACUGUCAAACCACCAUGAUCGGCCACAUCUCGGACUCCCCGGCGAACUACAUGGAGACGCUGACCACAGUGCAGCUGGCCUCCCGCAUCCACCGCAUGAGGAAAAAGAAGUCAAAGUAUGCCUCCAGCUCGUCCGGAGGGGAGAGUUCCUGCGAAGAAGGCCCAUCCCAUCGACCUCCUCAUCUUCGACCCUUCCACCCUCGGACCGUGGCCCUCGAUCCGGACACGCCUCUGCUGCUCUCCAGCGAUCCUGACUACUCCUCCAGCAGCGAACACUCCUGCGACACCGUCAUCUACGUUGGGCCUGGAGGGACGGCCAUCUCGGACCGAGAACUGAGCGAUAACGAGGGACCACCGUCCUUUGUUCCUAUCAUCCCCUCCCUGAACCAAAAGCGAGUCAAAGAUGCACGCAGGUCUGAUGGCGAUCACUUUAAGUGUAACACGUUUGCAGAGCUGCAGGAGAGACUCGACUGCAUCGACGGCAGCGAGGGCCCGGCCACAUUCAGCACAGAGGGCAAAGCAACACAAGUAGCAGCGCUCAGGACUCAGACUGGAGCUACUAAACCCACAGAAGCAACGUCUCCACCCAAAUCUGAUAAGAACUUCUCCCGCAGGUUCUUAGAAAGCACAACAAGCACAUGCACAAAUAAGCCUGAUGAGGAACAAUCCAAAUUCCCUUCAGCCAGCAGUUUCAUGGACACUUCCAAACGGACAAGUGCAGAUGGGGAGAAACUUUUAGCCACUUUCUUUCAGCCAUGUAUGGUAAAGCCCAGUGGGACUUUUUCCCAGGACUCAGAGCCUGUGGUGCGAGAGAAGGUCUUCCUCAAAGGAGGUGUACCCAAGCCGUCGGCUUCACCGUCCUUACCCAGGACAUCCAGGGCGGAAUCUCAGCCUGGGGAGGUUGUCGGUAGGACUCCCCCAGUGGGUAUGAGUCAACAAGCACUGGGGCAAGGCCAACCACUGGGGUCCCUUAACACAGAAAGGGUUCCUCUUACAAGUAGAUUCCCCAUGGAGGUCAACAAUCUUCGUGCAGCUCUGCUAGGAAGAUGCCUUGACAGGGAUUUUCUGAGGACUACCGUUACACUGCAGCAGCCCGUGGAGCUAAACGGGGAGGAUGAGCUUGUGUUCACAGUCGUAGAGGAGCUUCCUCAUGGCCUUGUCCCAGACAAUGGCCGUCCCUCUAACCUCCGCAGCUUCAACAAUGACUGCUCUCUGCAGGCCUUAGCCUCUGGCUCUCGCCCUGUAAGCAUCAUCAGCAGUAUUAACGAUGAGUAUGAUGCUUAUACAUCUCAACAAGGAGCCGUGGGACCUGGAGCUGAUGUUGGCACUGACUGUCAGGAAAUGUUGUUUUCCCAACAUGGCAACAAGCAGUCAACUGUUGGCUCGUGGCCAAGUGAAGUGAGUGCUGAUUCAGCUGAAAGUGAAGGCACUCAUUCAAUAAACAAGCUUUACUUGAGGGACAAGAACAUGGCAACAGAGAAUGCAUCCAUGCUAACCUCGCCAAGUAUAUUUCAUGAACAGCCAUUUUUUCAGCAUGGCAUGAAGAGCUCCCUGAAUGACAGCGGCAUCUGUUUCUCAGAGCUGGACAGUGGCCAUGCUACUCCAAACAAACCUUCUUUUACCAAGUGCCCUCCCUCCCUUGACUCAACCAAAGCCCCUCUCAAAGGCUCUCUCAAGGUGAGAGCCAAUACUUUGAACACUUCAGUGUCAGCCCAGAUUCCCCAUCACACCACCCAUUCCAGUCUUCCCAGAAAAACCAAGCCUACCUCAUCUGCAACUGUGGGCUGCAGCAGACAGGAAGGCAGACAUGAUGACUUUUUGCUUCAGGGAAGCAGUGACUUUGAUCCCAGAGAGGUUGAGUUUCUCUCUGCAGGUAAGCCACCAAGAAGUGGCAUGAGUAGUGGUUCAUCUAAGAGGCCUGGAGGAAACAGUGACAACGUACCUCGGCCACCAAAAGCACAAAUGUCGUCUUCAGCUCAGAGGGUUGUGGACGGUUGUGAGAAGUCCAGCAGCAGGAGAGGAGAUACUCUCAUCAAGCUGCCACGGCUCACCCGAGGUGCAACGACUCUAGGAACUGUUUCUAUUCCCCAGAGUUCUGAAUCGAAAUGGGGUCAUGAGGGUACUUCAGUGACAGGUACCCAGAGGUUUUCAUCCUUGGGAAAAAAGUCAAAUGGGCAGAAAAGCAGCGUAAUCUCCAAGUCUGGAUCCGGAAACAUUUCUCCUCCUGCUCCACCUGUCAGACAGUCAAGCCAAGAACAAAAGACAAGGACUGCGCUAUCUCCAAGUGCCUUAAAAACAAGCAGCGACAUUGGAAAGUCCUCAUUCCCUAAAACAUCGACCUCAGAGGAAGAAUUUAACAUCAGGCUCCGGGCAGACUCAUUCAGCCACAGGACAUCUAGUUUAAAAACUGAACAUUGCUCUGCCAAGACAUCUUCAAGCCUGAAGACACGAGGGGUGAAAGCAGAGUCUUCCAGGUACUAUGGGAGUCUGAUGUCUCUGGAGAGAUGUGACGGUCAAACCUUAGCUGUGUCCAAGCCUGAACUCUUCAGGGAGAACAGUGGUGCUACUUUAGGAGGUAACAGCAGAUCCAACAGACCAGUGCCAAGACUCGGGGUUCCAGUAUCCACCUCCACAUCUGCUUCUUCUUCCCAAGUUCCUUCUGGUGUUUUUGCAACUACAAGCAAACUGGGGCAGGUCAAAGGCAACAUCAGCUCACGAACAGCAGUUUCUGGUGGAUCAAAGGUACGGACUCUGUCUACCAGCAGUUCCAAGAGCCUGAACUCCUCCCCUAAACCUCUUGAUAAUGUAGCUGGACGCAACACUAGCCUACCUCCAAUCGGUAAGUCCCCAGCUAGGUCGGGGACAGGAGCCAAGACAGGAAGAGGAACCAUCAUGGGCACAAAGCAGGCAAUCAGCAGGGCGGCUAACAGCCGGGUUAGCGAGCUAGUCACUGGAAGCCAAAGGAAGCAGCUCAGUAGGGGGCCCGGAGUAACAGGUAAUGAUGGCACUGACAGUGGGACUAGUAGUGUCAGUGGGUCACCAAUCAACACGCCACUACCAUCACCUUACAGCAAGAUCACCGCGCCUCGGAGGCCGCAGCGCUACAGCAGUGGACAUGGCAGUGACAACAGCAGCAUCCUCAGUGGUGAGUUGCCCCCAGCCAUGGGUCGCACCGCCCUGUUUUACCACAGCGGGGGAAGCAGCGGCUAUGAGAGUAUGAUCCGAGACAGCGAGACAACUGGCAGUACCUCUUCAGCGCACGACUCAAUGAGCGAGAGUGGAGUGUCCUUGUCCAAUAGAGGCAGAGUUUCUAAGUCGCCCAAGAAGAGAGGAAAUGGUUUCCAGCGGCGCCGUCUGAUCCCAGCUCCCCUCCCGGACACCUCCUCUCUGGGCAGGAAGGUGGGGAGUCAGUGGGUGGACGUGCCACCGCUGGGCGGCACCCUGAAGGAGCCCUUUGAGAUAAAGGUGUACGAGAUCGACGACGUGGAGCGCCUGGAGAGGAAGAGGGAGGUGGUGACGGGGUCAGAGCAGCCGUUCCAUGAUGUUGAAAAGGGUCUGCUCUACUUUAACGCCCGGCUCAGGAUGCUGGAGAAGCGGCAGCAGCAGAUCAGAGAGCUGAAGAGCAAACACGAGAGGCUGAAGGUGGAGCUGGAGGAGGCCAAGAGCCGGCUGAUGCUCCACCCGAGCAAAUGGAGCGGAGAGUUCGACGUAGACCAGGACUUGGACCGGGAGUCCCAGGAGUACCUGGAGGCUCUGGCUCAGGCCACGGCAGAGCUGGAGUACUGCGUCAACCUCUGCAAGUCCCGCGUUAUGAUGGAGACAUGCUUCGACAUCGCCGUGAUGACGGCCGCCGCCGCCACGCAUGGAGGACAGCAGGAGGUGGAGGUCUGAGAGGAGAGACCGGCAUGGAUAUAUUAAAAGAGCUGGAUACUGCACCACCGCUGUCAAUCUGGCCACUCGCGGUACUGCAGCGAAAAUAUCCCCUGAGGCCCAAAAAGCAUUUCCCCCGUCUUUUCUAAAAGAGACGUCUGUAAAACCAACCAACCAGUAUCAGUAUGUCGGUCCAACACUUGGUCCUGACCGAAAUAUCUCAACAACUACUGGAUACACUGUCAAGAAGUUUGCCACAACAGAAAGACAAAAACUUCCCCAGGGGGGCGCCGGAGAGCUGAAGGGGGGAUACUGAACGAUACUGCGUGAGGUCAAUUUGAGUCAAAAAUCACACUCCUUCUCAGAGUCAUAACUCCGUCAGAUCUGAACUCACAGACAUGAAACACACUUACAGGUGUGACUGAUCAAAUGUAUGGACUCACACUUCCAGAGGAGAUCAUCGUCUCUGACGUCCGUCCAGAAUAAACCUCCAGAAAUCCACUAAGAAAAAAAAAAGCCGCUGCAGAAGCUGCCUGAGUUUCCUUCAGUCUCACAGUGAUCCAGAGACAGCUGUCUGUCCGUCCACGGGUCCACUGCAGACAGGAGCUGCUGACUGCUGGUUCGGCUGCUCUGAUGGGACAGUUUGACUGAAUGUGAACACAUACAGGUUAAAAAACAAGAUUCAAAAGAGAAUAGCAGUACCUACCUGUAGCUUUUAAGGGGUCUUGCUCUCCUCAUGGUUUUAAUUCUUUCGCAGACCAGAGCAGGUCACCCCACCUCCCCUAGAGACAUGAAUCCAGUCUGAAUGGGGCUUUACUGUGGUUAAUGCGUGAAGGUUUAAUGUUUGUGAAAUCCCAUAUGGAGCGUAAGUGUGUGUGCAGUGGGACGCACCAGAAAACUUUUUUGGCUUAUGCACUCAGCGAGCAGUUUUCAUUUCAAUGAAUGGCCGCCAUGUCGAAGUGCGGUAUCCAGUUCUUAUAAUACAUUUAUGGCAACCAACGGGAGGCGGACAGAGGAGAGAGACGAGAAGAGAGAGUGAGGAAAGGGAUGAUUUAUUGUACAUCGUUCAUAUCAGUGGACAAAACGUCCAACAACCUCAUUCAGUCAUACAAAGUAAAACCUCUGAAAACAGAAUAAUUGAGUUACAGCAGGAAAAUACUAAAAGUAAAGAACAAAGGAAAAAACUGGUUUCUAAGUGGAAUCACGGAACAUGUUGCUGACGACUGAUGGAUCAGUUUCUGAUGCAAAAUCAAACUUUUCUGGAUUUAUUUUCCACACAGAUGGAUGUUUGUUCUCUCUGGAGAUGUCCUAUCACAGCAGAGGAACACGCUGCUGGUCCUGGAUCAGAAUCGUGAAGAUAAACAGAUCUCAAAAAGGAUGAAAGCUCUGGAAGUGCCUUUGUAUUUAUUAUCUAAUUUAAUACAUUUAUUUCUAAGUAUUAUUUUCCUUAUUUAUUAUGUUUUUCUAUUUAUCAUGUCUAAUAUAUUCGUUAUGCAAAAAGAUGAUAUGAUUGACAGUGUUUGUAUGAUAAAAAGAAAAGGAGAGAAGAGCAAAGACUCAGUUAUUGUUGCAAACCUCCGUCUUUGCCUUCAUCUGGAUUAUGUUGCUGCCUUUGACACCAACACUGACUCAGAGUUUCUCUAAUUUCUCUCAGAUUACAGACGUCUGUUUGUGUCUUGCAUGUUUCUGCUGGUUGUCAGGUUUGAUGUUCAUCUCCAGGAAGGCUAAAAAUCAGGAGCUCCGUGGAGGAAAACAAACCGCCCUCCUUCUCAAAGUCAUGACUCAAAUCUGAACUCACAGACAUGAAGCACAUAUUUUUAGAUUCAGUGUGACGCACACUUCCAGAGGAGAUCAUCGUCUCUGAUGUCCAUUGCUGAGAAACCUCCAGAAAUCCACUUAGAAACCAGAGAAAAAGCGGCUGCAGAAGCUGCCUGAGAAUCCUGCUGUUUCUAAGUUUCCUUCAGUCUCGCAGUGAUCCAGAGACAGCUGUCUGUCCGUCCACGGGUCCACUGCAGACAGGAGCUGCUGACUGCUGGUUCGGCUGCUCUGACGGGACAGUUUGACUGAAUGUGAAGAACACAGAGUGGACGGGAACAGACAGGCAGUGUAAACUGAGGCGUCUGUGUGAGUUGAAAAUGUUUAGUAGUCAAAUUCCUACAUGCGAUACAACAGGCUGUUUGUCUUUUGGUCACCUGACGAGUUAAAUAUCAUCUGAAUAUCAACUGUCCAAACGAAAUAUUUCCAAAUCUGAAAAACUCUUCUGCAAAUAAGAAUUCAUUUGUUCCUCAUUCAAUCAUCGUUUUUACAUUUGAGACUUUUUCAUUAUUACUUUCCAGUCACAAAAAAGUGAAUUCAAAGACAGUGUAGAAGAACAAACUGGAGUCAAACCCUGUUUGUCAAAAAGUGAUUCUUUUCUUUUUUUAAACUGCUGGCUGUGUUUCUUCGAGCAUUUUUCCUCCGUUACCUUUUGAAAGUCUCUCCUUACCUCGACAUUAAAACAUCUCAGGCUCUUUUUAAAGUUGCUGCAUGAAAAGUUUUCUUCUUUUUUAAAUAUGCGACAUUCUGCAUUUACUCUUUGUUUCUGAGGUUGUGUUUGUUAUAGAGGAAGAGAAGAAAGGAGUUUUGCCAAACCCAUUUUUUGAUGUUGCUCUGCUGAUGUGAGACCUUUAAUAUUAUAUUCAGACCUUUUUUAUUUGUUUUGGUACUGUACAGUUUUAUAAUUAUUUAUAAAGAAAAGAGAAGAGUGGAAAUGUACAGGAUGAGUGGAUCACCUCGUGUCAUACAUGUUAAUAAAGAGUCUUUGGUUAAAUUACA